Molecule: messenger RNA, 4494 nt
Organism: Linum trigynum
Lineage: Eukaryota; Viridiplantae; Streptophyta; Magnoliopsida; Malpighiales; Linaceae
Source: the annotation of a GenBank genome assembly
GUAAACUUCAGUUUUCUGUGAAAAGGGGGAUUAUUAGGAGAGCGAAACGUGGCAGUUCGGUAGGAAGCUGGCUCUGGAAAGCUUGAAUGUGAAACGAAAAUGGGGGCUGAAAGGAGCUGUUCAACGUUUCACAAUUCGAACUAAAAGAAAUGGACUCAGUUGCUUUGCUACCCAGUACUGAUUUUCCGUCCCCAUGCAUUGAUGCGUUCCGCACAUUCUCACAACCACCACUUCGUCUUCUUCCCCAUUUCCAUCUCCCUCUCUCUCUUCGCCUGGCACUCUCACUCUUCUUCUUCUUCUUCUUCUUCUUCUUCUUCUUCUUCAUUCCAUGGCCAUCCCAACUGGGUGAGUGAAGUAACCCACAAAAAUUUCACCCCAAUUUAGGCGCCAGAGAUGAAUUUUCCCUCCUCUACUUGCUUGUUGGCGUUGCUCUGUUUCUGGGUUUGCUCGGAAGAUCUGGUUUCCGGUUUGAGCGAAGAUGGGUUGGCUCUUUUAUCCCUGUUAAACCGCUGGGAGAGCUCGUCCCUUCCUCAACCCAUUGUCUCCACAUGGAACGCUUCCGACGGAACUCCAUGUUCAUGGGCCGGCGUCGAAUGCCACAACCUCACUCGCCGUGUAAUCUCCCUCAAUCUCUCAAACUACUCGAUAUCCGGCGAAUUGGGCCCUGAAAUUGGAAGGCUUUCUCGGCUGGCCACCCUGGAUUUGAGCUCCAACGAAUUCUCCGGCGAAAUCCCCUGGCUCCUGGGGAACUGUGCUGGCCUCGAGCAUCUCAAUUUGGCUAACAAUGGGUUUACUGGCAGAAUCCCGGGAAGCUUCCGAAACUUGAGAAGAAUGAAAUCGUUGAGCUUCUUCUCCAACUCACUGAGUGGUGAAAUUCCCGAGUCAUUGUUUCAGAAUUUGCCUCUGCUGCAAUAUGGAUAUCUGCAUGAGAAUGCGUUCAAUGGUUCGAUUCCGGAGAGUGUUGGUAAGUUGAAUGAGACUGUUGAGCUUUGGUUGUAUGGGAAUGCUUUUUCUGGUUCAAUUCCUGAGUCUAUAGGGAAUUGCAGCAAAUUGCAGGUUCUUUACUUGCAAUGUAACCAGUUAAUUGGUUCCUUGCCUGGCAGCUUAGCUAAUCUUAGAGGACUUGUCAAAUUCUCUGCUGCUAAUAAUAGUUUAGAGGGCAGAAUUCCUUCAGGGUUUGGAAAUGUGAAGAAUCUGAGAUGUUUGGACUUAUCUUAUAAUACGUUUAGUGGAGGGAUUCCAGAGGAUUUAGGAAACUGCAGUAACUUAAAUACACUGUUCAUUGUCCAUUGUAAUUUGAAAGGCAGCAUUCCUUCAUCAUUGGGCCUUCUGGUCAAUCUCUCCCAUCUUGAUCUUUCCGAGAAUCAGUUGUCUGGGAAGAUUCCUUCUGAAUUAGGGAACUGCAAGUCAUUGACAAGAUUGAUGCUUUACUCGAACCAGCUCGAGGGGGAGAUACCGGGCGAGAUUGGGUUGCUACCUCAAUUGCUUGACCUUGAAUUGUUCAGCAACAAUCUGACUGGCGAGAUUCCCAUCACCAUUUGGAAAAAUCCGAGCCUCGAGUUCCUUCUAGUGUAUCAGAACCGUCUUUCUGGUGAACUACCUGUUGAGAUGACUGAGCUCAAGCAACUGAAGAACCUGUCUUUGUAUGAGAAUCAGUUCUCUGGUGUGAUACCACAGAGUUUGGGGAUCAACAGUAGCUUGUUGCAGUUGGACUUCACAAGUAAUCAGUUCACCGGUGAUAUUCCGCCAAAUCUUUGCUUUGGGAAGCAGCUCAGAGUUCUCAACAUGGGUAAGAAUCAGCUUAAGGGCAGUGUCCCUUCAGAUGUUGGCCAGUGCUCAACUUUACGGAGAAUGAUCCUUAGUCAGAACCACCUCUCGGGUCCUCUUCCGGACUUUGCAGAAAACUCGAGCCUUUCACGUGUGGACAUCAGUGGAAAUGACAUCAAUGGGUCUCUUCCUUGGAGCCUAAGGCACUGUGGUGACCUAACAUUUCUCGAUCUUUCCAUGAACAAGCUAACAGGGUCUAUCCCCAGUGAGAUUGGAGAUCUUGUUAAGCUUAACACUCUGGAUCUUUCACACAACCAGUUGGAAGGUUCAUUACCAUCUGAGCUUUCAAAUUGUUACCAGUUGGAGAAAUUUUAUGUGGGAUUCAACUCCCUAGCCGGUUCUAUUCCAACCGCUUUGAGAAACUGGACGAAUCUGGCAACAUUGGUCUUGAGUGAGAACCGGUUCACCGGUGGGAUUCCAUCAUUCUUAUCAAGCCUUGUGGAGCUCUCAGAGUUGGACCUUGGUGGAAAUUCUUUAGGAGGAGAGAUUCCUUCCUCACUUGGAUCUCUGCAGAAUCUUCGGUAUGGACUGAAUCUCAGCAGCAAUGGGUUAACCGGUUUGAUUCCAUCAUCACUAGGAAAGCUGAGCAUGCUGGAACAGCUGGACAUAGCAAACAACAAGCUAACAGGUUCUUUAGAGCCUUUGGAAAACAUCCAAACGCUCCUCCUCAUCAAUGUCUCAUACAACCUACUGUCAGGUCCAAUACCUGAGACUUUAUCUCGUUUCCUCAUCUCAUCUCCAUCUGCAUUCUUGGGCAACCCGAGUCUAUGCAUCGAUUGUCGUGGGAACCAGACCGACGAGGUUUGCACUUCGAACACUGGUUUCAAGCCAUGUCAAAGCAAGAGGAGAGGGCUUACCAUAGUGGAAGUUGCAGCCAUAUCACUUGCCACUACGGUCAUUGUUCUUUUGCUUCUUGGACUGCUCUGUUUGAUCAUCGCGUGGAGACCCAAGAGGUACCAUGAGAUGGCUGCUGCCGGGCUGGAGGGCCUACCGUUGCUUCUCAAAAAGGUUAUGGAAGCUACUGAGGAUCUGAAUGAGAAGCAUAUUAUAGGAAGGGGAGGUCAUGGAACUGUGUACAAAGUUCCAAUGGACAAUGGGGAGAUCUUUGCCGUGAAGAAAGUCAACUUUGCAGGCCAUAGAGGCGAGAGCAGAAGCAUGAUGAGAGAGAUCAAGACAAUUGGCAACAUUCGGCAUAGGAAUCUCAUCAAGCUGGAAGAUUUCUGGUUAAGGAAGGACUAUGGGCUGCUUCUUUACAAUUACAUGGAGAAUGGGAGCCUUCAUGAUGUUCUUCAUGGCAACUUCGAUGAAACUAUAGAAUGGGCUGUGAGGUUUAGGAUAGCCCUUGGAACUGCUCAUGCUUUGGAGUACCUGCAUAAUGACUGCAACCCUCCAAUAGUACAUUGUGAUAUCAAGCCACAGAAUAUUCUUCUGGAUUCCGACAUGGAGCCUCACAUUUCUGAUUUCGGCAUAGCAAAGCUCCUCGAUCACUCAUCUGGGGUCUCGACACAGUCGAUGAUGGUUGAUGGAACCAUAGGAUACAUGGCUCCAGAAAUGGCAUUUGCAACGAGCAAGAACAAGGCAUCAGAUGUUUACAGCUACGGGGUCGUGCUGCUCGAACUGAUCACAGGGAAGGAGGCCGUGGAUCCAUCUUUUUCAGAAGGAAUCGACAUCGUGACAUGGGUUCGAUCCACUUGGGAUGCCGACCAUGACGUGAAGACCAUAGCUGAUCCCAGGCUUGCUGAUGCAGAUCAAGAACUGUUCCUCGAUUCAAGUGUGACGGAACAUGUAGCGAGAAUGGUGAUGGUUGCUCUGAGAUGUACAGAGAAAGAGCCCAACAAGAGACCCACAAUGAGAGAUGCAGUGAAGGAACUGUUAGGUCCUAAUGUUCCCUUAACAAAAGCAAAUGCAGGUAGCUGCUGACACUGCCUGCUCCAGUGAUUUCCUUGAACAGUGAGAUUAGUUAGUGGCACAUUUUGUAGCUUCUUUGAUGAAUGUUUAGGAGAGGGGAAAAAAAAGCUGAUCAUGCAGUUCUCAUUGGUUGCUGAUUACUUAUCAUUUGAGAUUUGACAAACAUGAUCAAAACCAAAACAACAUUAGUUCAUAGUCACUAGCAAAUUAUGUAUUCAAUACAUAGUUUGUUACAAGUCACAUUUGACGAAUCUACCGCUACAACUGAUAGAUCGACUGACGAGAUGAGGACUACUUCCACCAGUACUCUUUCAUUUCACCUGCUGCUGCUACUGGUUUCGGAGAUCUUGUGGGCCUCUGAUCAUCUUCAUAUUUCUACUGCAUCAGCUGCCAAAAAGGCAUAAGCCCACCAGUCUGGAGUGGCAUCGGUGUUACCAAAUAGAAAGAAUCAUCAGCUGCAUACCACAAAGAGCUGGCAGUUCAUGGGACUUGAAGAUAGCCAUGGACGAGUGCCACGAGACUCCUUCUGGAAUGCAGCUAGAUUUGGUGAAGGUCUGAUCAUCGCCAACAGCGAUACAGGCGUGUGCCUUGUUGAUCGGAGCAAGAUACUUCAACAAGGCACACGCAGCUGAAAACAAAGUAGAACCAAUGGACAACUCUGCCAUGGAUACCAAUGUAAGUACACCUGCAUUCCCAGCUGAAGCCACCACUGGCCUUACACUCUUACACGCUAACGCACAAUCAAUUCUGUUCAACAUA